UCUUGUCAGAAAGCUGUCUUCCUGUCCGCAGAGAUGCCCUUCUGUCCCCAUCUGCCCCCAAGCCCUGCAGUGGUCACGAGCCCCCAGUCACUCCCGGGAGGUGGCUGAGGUGCAGUGGCCUGGUCACCGGUGUCCUGGUCAUCGGACUCGGUCGCGUUUGGUGUCAUUAAGAGCCCUUCCUAGCUGUGGGCAAAGAGCUGGGGCCCACGCCCCUCACCCGCAGAGUCACCGGCUGCUCCCGCCCGGACUGGCGUGGUGGGGAGGCUGUGCAGGUGGCCUCUGAGGCUCGGGGCCGCAGUUCCCUCUUCUGAGAUCCCUGUCGGUAUCUGGCAUGCUCCUGGGCAGGCCACGGGGGCAGCGUGUCAGGCUGGUCAGCAGUCGCCAGGCCUCUCUGCCCACAGCCUGGGCAGCACCAAGGGCACGGCUGUCUGGGCACUGCCACGGCGCUGGUGAGCUCGAGUCGAAGUCCGAGUGCCCUUGGUCUCAUAGGAGCAGUGUAGUACACACACAAUCAACCGCACUUACUUUAUUCAGACUGGACAGGUGGCCAUAAGAUGGGAAGAGCGACCUUUCUGCUAUUGCUGGGGGGGGCUCUGCACCCCCACCCAGCAGUGACCCCUCUGCCUCUCUCUCCACUCUGCGCUCUCUGCCAGCCUCCCUGCUUGGAGCUCUGGCUCCCUCCCUGUGUCACCACGGACACCCUCUGUGCCCAGUGUGAUACAAACGAGCCCCCGCUGCCCGAGAAACCCACUGGCCAGCAGGCACCGGGACCCAGCAAAGAUAGGUGGUCACGGGGCUGGGGCUGUGUUCGUUCAUUCAGUUCCCAGUGCCUCCUGCGUUUUUGUUUGUUGUCCUGGAAACUCUCAGGUGUGAGCUAGAAAGAGAUUGGUUUCUGCAGCUUGGCUUCUUCAUUCCCUCAGAGUGCUUUGUGUUUCAAUGCCUGCACCCCAGGGUGCUUGAGGGAGCCCCCCAGGAGAUGCACCCCACUCCGAAAAAAAACCGCUGCCUUUUUUGGUGCUACAUUUUUCAUGUUGCCACAGUAUUUGUACCGCUUCCCAGCAGAACUGCAACGCACUUAAUGUCAAAGACCUGUCUCUUCCUUCGUAAUUUGUCUUCCUAUGUAAACACUCACCAGCCCACAGAAGCAGAAACUCCUCCCCCGCAGCCGUGCAAGGCCACAGCUUCGCACCCUUGGUAGUCACGCCACCCCUUCCACUGCCAGUUCUCUCCAGCGCCAGAGCCCGUGGUCUCGCCACAGCCCCGUCCAGCUCUGCAGGCCUCAGUGCUGUUCUGUCCUGGAACCAGCACCUGCCGUGCCCAGGAAGUUUCAGCACAGCCUCUGUGGUCGGCAGACCUCAGAUUCUCCUGAGUGAUGUGAAGUUUUAAGUCCUCUUUUGGGGAAAUGUGUUAAGAUGGAAAAGGCAUUUCUAACAUAAAGGCCCCUGGGCUUUGCCAUUGCUGUGUUGUUUGGAAACCCUGCACCUCGGAGCUCCCCGUCAGCCACACUGGGUAGCUUUCCUGCCAGCCUGCCUGUGCGUAUUGCAAUCCUACCCUGCACAGGGCCCACCCGAGGUCUUAUCCCCAACCUCUGCCCACUGUUCAGGCCACCCGAGCCACCCCUCUGUGACGGCCGUUGAGCCUUUGCUCUCUGCAUCCCAGCAUACUGUUUACUGCUGCUCUCUAAUUGUUUCAUCAGUCAUUUCCCCUCCAGCCAAAUUGUAAGCUGCAUGAGGGCAAGGAAUAUGUGUCAUGUGGCUUUGGGAUCUGCCUCAGAGUGCAGCACCAAGAAUGCCCAGUUCUACCAGCAUGUCAUGAGCCUGUAUGAGGACAGGAAACCGCAGAACACGAUCCAGGACAACAUGGAGAGCUACAGGAAGCUGCUCUCCCUGGGGAUGCAGCUUGCCGAAGACUACCGGCACUCCCACAUGACACAGGGCCACUCAUUGUGGGGCAACAGAGAUGCCUACCCCAGCACCAGCCAAGGUCUCCACAUUGUGCCGGAAGCCAUAAAGUCAGCCCAGCAGCAGGGAGUCUGCAAAGACGAAUCUUCCUGUGGAAUGAUCAUGGAAAACCUCAUCAAAGAAAUGUCCCAUGGCCCCAAGGCAGGAAGAGCGAGGGAGUCCAGUGAGGGGCUUCAGGAGUUCGGUGAUGACUGGAAGGACGCUUCGUGUGGCAAGACAGACUCGGCGAUCCAGGGGAGGGGUUUUGAAGGGAAUUCAUUCAGGGGAGGCUUCAGGUUCACCUCAAACCUUGUCUCCAGAAAGAAAGUCCUGGAAAGAAAGAGGUGCUGUCAUUUUGACGCUGAUGGGAAGGCCCCAGUUCGCGAUCACAGAGGCUGUGCCAGGAAGAAGCCCUUGGAGUGUGGGGGUGAGACGAGGGAAGCCGUGAGCGUGAGCAACCUGAGCAGCCUCAGCUGCGCCCCCGCCUCGGAGUCACAGCCCGUCGAUUUGGGGGUGAUGCCGUAUCUGUGCGAAGAGUGCGGGAGGUCGUUCGCUGUCGUCUCAGAAUUUGUGGAGCACCAGAUCCUGCACACUAGGGAGAAUCUUUAUGAGUAUGGUGAGUCCUUCAUGCACAGCGUGGCUGUCAGCGAGGUUCGGAGCAGUGGAGGGGAGUGCUUGGAGUGCAAGGAGUGCGGGGAGGCCUGCGCUACGAGCUCUGCCCUGGCCGAGCAUUGCAAGACCCACGCCAGAGAGUACUUCAAGGAGUGCAAGGGUCAGGACAGUGAGGGGACCCAAGUGCUCAGCCCGACCUUCAGUGCGCUUCAGAAGAUAUACGGGCAAAACAAAUUCUACGAGUGCAAGGUGUGUAAGGAAACCUUCCUUCACAGCUCGGCCCUGAUGGAGCACCAGAAAACCCAUGGGAGAGGAGACGUCACCGAUGACAGAGAUGGCGAAUGCUGGCCCGAGCGUGAAGGCCAGCGCAGGGAAUCACUUCUGCCCUGCUCGAGCCUGCAUGGGUUUCAGAAGAUGGAUGGCAAAGAGAAAAUCCACAAAUGUGAGGUGUGUGGGGAGUCGUUCCUUCACAGCUCACCCCUGAAAGAGCAUCAGAAAAUACACUUGGGAGGAAAUCCAUUUGAAAAUAAGAGUGAAUUGUGUGAGGAAACCCCCGUUCCUGGGCAGUCCCUUAGAAGGCGGCAGAACACCUCCCCUCAGGACAGCCUCUUCGACUUUACCGAGGGCAGGGUUGCCUUGGUGCAGAGCCCGGACCUUGGUGAGGGUCAGAAAAUUCAUUCUCGAAAGAACUUCUUCAAAGGCAAGGGUUACGAGAAACCCGUCACUCACAGAGGGCCCUCCUCAGAGUCUCAGAAGAGCCAUACCCUUAGCAGACCGCCUGAAGACGAAGACAAAGACGAGGAGGAGGCAUUCACCAUCAGCUCCAGUCCCCAUGAAGAUCGGAAGUUUCCCUUGGAAGAAAAUGUCCUUCAGGGGAAACCGUACGAGAAGUCUGUUGUUUUCAGCACGGCCUCUGCUGAUGCUCAGAAACGGCCCACAGUGGGGCUCAGAAGACCAAAGCUACCGGCAGAGUCUCCCCUUCAGAGCUCUGAUGUUAUUAACUGUCAGAAAGUCUAUGCUCCAGGGGACGCCUGUGAAGGCAAAGGUUACAAGAGGCCCAUCGUCCAUGGCUGGGCUGCCCCCACACCUCUGAAAUGUCCCAGAGGGAAUGAACAGGUUGAAUGUGGUGAGAAGGGAGAAUCCUCCAUGUAUCUCUCAGACCUUCAUAACAAGUGGCAGGGGAUUCCCACCAGAGAGCACCCAUGUGAGGGGGAUAAGAAUACCAGCUACAAGGGCUACACCAUGCAGAGUGCACCCCACACUGAGCCUCAAAGAAGUCGUGCUGGAGGGGGAGCUGGUGAAUUUAAGCCAGAUGGCAAAUUGACCAUUCCCAGCUCAAAUGUUCGUGAACACCAGAAGGCUCGGGCUAAAAGGAAAUACAUUGAGCCCCGGAGCAACGAGACCUCUGCACUUCAUUCCCUGCUAUCUGGGGAGCUGCCAACAGUUUGUGCUAGAGAGAAGCUCUGUGGACGUCAGGAGUGUGGAGAGUCCUUUGCUUGUAGCUCCGACCUCGCUGAACACCAGAAGAUUCACAACGGAGAGAAGCCCUGUGGAAGCAGGAACUAUGAGCGAUCUGCCAUUCACAACUUCUCCCCUGCUGACCCUCAGACAAGUUAUACCCAAGAGCACUGUACUGAGGAGCAAGCAUGCAACAAACCUAGGGAGUUGGGGCCGGGCUCUGCUGCCAGCAGCAACCUCGAUGCACAUCAGACAGCUGACGCCCAAGAGAAGCCCCACGGCGAGGAGCCCCAUGGGCAGGAGACCAGGGGAGACCCUGCCGCUCAGGCCUCUGAGUUGGAUGAGCCCGAUGGCACCGUCUAUGAACGUCAGGACUGUGGGCUGGACUUCGCAGCCCUCUCAGACCUCAGGGGCCACCAGGAUGUCCAGAGCAGGAAGCGCCAUGUUGACAGUUGUGAGUCCGGACAUCCGGAAGUUCACACGCAUUCCGUCAGCAAAUGUGAGAAAGUGUGCAGCGGUGAGCAGCUCGACGAAUGCCCCAAGCGUGGGGAGCCUUUUCUUCACAGCUCCUUCCUCUUCAAGCAUCAGAGGAUUCAUGAACAAGACCAGUCGUGCACCAUGGAGGCAUGUGAUGACAAUUUCAUCUCUCUCUCACCUGUGAAGCCACAGAGGAACCGUGCCAUUGGGAGGAACCCCGGCUUGGCCAUUCGAUGCAGUCAGUGCACACAAGGCUUCCUCCGUAGCUCCACCCUGGACAUGCACACAAGGCAUCUCAGGGAUGACAAGUCAGUGGAGCAGAGUGAGAGGCCUGAGAUUUUCUGUCAGGGCCACGCCCUCACUGAACUUCCGGGGAGUGAAACCAGAGAGAAACUCAUGGAGUGUCUGUUGUGUGAGGAGAGCGUCUUCACUCCGAGAGAGCUUGGGGAUCACCACAGGAAGGUUCACAAAGAUGAGCCCCACGAGUACCAGCCCUCUGACACGCGGGCCUCGCUUCUCACCAGGCCCCUCAGAAAACCCAAACCAUUCUUUGAAUGCAAGGACUGUGGGCAGCCCUUUAUUCCUGACACAGACCUCACUGGACACCACGGAUUUUAUCCUGAGGAAGCUACCACUGCCCAGGAGGCUGAAGCUGAUGUCCUCAUUCCACAAGAAGCUCUGCAGAUUCAGGGCUCAAAUGCGGACGCUGCCGAGCCAGGCAUGGAGGUGGCAGAGCCAGGGGUAGAAGCUGCUGAGGCCAGCGGAGAGGCCAAAGGGCCAGAUGAAGAGGCCACUGAGCCCAGCGGGGAGGCCGAGGCCCAGCCCACUGGGGAUGCUGACGAACCAGAUGGGGCCGGGAUUGAAGACCCAGAAGAAAGCAGCAGAGAGCCAGAGGGAGAUGCUGAUGAGCCCGACGGCGCGGGGAUAGCGGACCCAGAAGAAGGAGGUGCUGAUCCAGAGGUCUGGGUGGAGGGGUCGUACUACAGCUGCCCCGAGUGCGCGGAGAUCUUCCUGUCCAGCACGGCCUUCGGUGAGCACCUGCAGAUCCACGCCCGCGUGGUCAUCCUGGAGCCUGCGAAUGCCCUGGGCCACUGCUCCGGCUACAUGGCGCGUGCCCGGCAGGCCGGCCAGAAGCCCUUCAGGUGUGGGGUCUGUGGCCAGCCCUUUGGCCACUUCCCGCCCCUCGCUAGGCACCAGAACACGCACAGGCGUGAGUGUCGGGGAUGGAGGGCCUUCACCUAGGACCUGGCCCACAGUGGGCCCCGAGACGUUUCGCUGCUGUCAGAACAGGAGUGGCGAGCUGACAGCGUGUAGACCUGAGCUGACAUGGGCAGCUCAGGUCCAGUGUGGAGACCCCUGCAGUCCCGGCUCCCCCUCAGAGCACUGGCAUGUGCGUGUGGGAGAGCAGUAGCAUGUACAGUACCUUCAUCUGUGUGAGCAGACCGAGAGGCCCUGUGAACAUUCCGGACACCGAGACCGCCUGCCACUGUCAGGGGUGCCGCUGCGUAUCAUGUAUCACGUCGUUUCCUUCCAGGCGGAGAAACAACCAGGUCACAGCCAGAGGCUGACCGCAUAGGCUUGGGUCUAACGAUGCACAGGUCCAGUUUACUCCGCGGAGCUACCUUACCUGGUACUCUGACUUUUUCUUUUUCUUGGAGGAGGAGAGAGCAACAAAUUCAUAUUUAUUUGUAAGUAUCUUAGAUCCUGAGAAAGGUUUAUUGUGCAUUAUUCGAGCCCUGUCAGUAUCUUUUUAGUAACUGUGUUUUAUUCCUAAUUCUCAGUCUUGUGAAGGUGUAGACAAAGGAUAAUAUGUCUUUUACUCUUUGCUGUUUGAAAAGACAAGUAAUUUUGGCUUUCUCCUAUAGCCGUCUGUCUGUACCAAUGCCUUGGGACCUAAUGUUUGUGUGUGAGCCUUUGUAAUCUGUGGAUUGGCUUUUGUGACCCAAACUAACCUGUUGCCACAUUGUCUGUACCUUGUAGUAUUUCUCAGGCAGAAAUACUACAAUUUGGGGUAUUUUUAAACUUUUUUUUUUUAAAGCAACUCAGUGUGUGUUCAAUAGUGAAUUCAUAAAACCUGAAGCUUUUCCCUGUAAAUUUUAUGCCUUUGCCUUUAAAGAACGCACUGCAGGGCUGGGGAUUUAGCUCAGUGGUUUCGCCACCUGCUGCGCAAACGCAAGGACCUGAGUUCGAUCCCCGGUACCAAAAAAACCAAAAAAUGUGCUGCAACCACCACUAGACCAGAGUUUUGCUUGGUGGAGGCUGAGAACUAGGGGAGGCUCUCUCCUAUCCCUGUAAAUAAGGAGGCCGGCCGGUGAUCGUACGUCACUUCCUCCCGCGCUUCCGGCCUUAAGAGACAAGCAGCACCGUGGCGGCAUCGCUGUGUGCUGCACAAGUCAGUUUGCUCCCUGGGUGACCAGGAGCACAUGUCCUUAAAUCUUUCCAUUCCUAAACUUCAUCUACCUGUUCUUUACCUGUCAGACUUUCAUCCCUUGUCUAAUUUAUAUUUUAAAAAAUAUUAAAAACCAAAAAGUUUUCUUUACAGUCAGCCCAAGCUUAACAUGGACUCAGGUUCCCCAGCAGCCUUAAUUUGUUUUGUUCCCCUCUGUCCCUUCUUUUCAGCCCCCCGAUUAUCUGUGAGGUGUCCACUCGUGUCAUGUUGGUCUCAUCCCCUCUGAUCACAAGCUGACCUCACAGCUCCAGGUGGCCCCGUGUCCUGUCCUGUGGACCAUUUGUGCUCCUUUGCCUCCUCCUAUUGCAUAACAGCUAUACAGUACUAGAAGUUUUUGGUCUUGAGUUGGCUGGGGAAAAAAUUUUUUUAAAAACUUAAAAAAAAAAAAGCAAAUCUCUCAAUGAAGUGAGCAAAAGCUGAAGGCAGAUCAUUCAAGCAAACAAAAUAUCUGCCGGGGGAAAUUGUCUGAAUCUUCCUCUCUAGAGCUGCUGGUCUGGGGCUCGUGGGGAGUCUGUAGGGAUGCCAGGGUGCAGGGAGAGCAGGACUGAGGGGAAGAUGCAGAAACGAAUAUGCCAAGCAGGGAGACCUAUCUGUCACCAGACUAGGAGGGCAAGGAGACAGGCAGAAGGAAGCACCAGAAGUAAGGCUAGGGUGGCGAGGAUGAGUCAAGUGGGGUGUCCUGGGUCAUGGGAGGAAGGUGUCUUUUUGAUGGCACGGUGUUCAUAAAGGGCAGCUGCAUACAAAACCCGAGGUUAGAAUGGGCAUCCAGUGAAUUGAGGGGCAGUGAGGUGCACCAGAAAGGGACCCUUGGAGUGGGAGUCCAUGUCGAUGUGGUCAGGGCAGAUUAUUUGGGGGGACCAUUACUGUUACACUGUUAAUCAUUAGGCCCUUUUCAGAAAGCAGCUUGCCAGAAGACAGGGUGUCUUUCCAGCCUUGACUGCAUGUGGAAGCAAUUUAAAUGCCAAACAAUAGAGGAAUGAUUCAGCAUCCUUGGAUUCAUAUGCAGCUGUUUAAAAAUGAUAAUCUUGGGCCGGGAAUUUAGCUCAGUGGUUCUGUCACCUGCCUUGCAAGCGCAAGGACCUGCCUUCGAUCCCCGGUCCAAAAAAAAAAAAAAAAGAUAAUCAUAAAGAAUUACAUAGCAGUGAAGAAAAAUAUUUACAGAAUAUUAAGUGGAGAAAGCAGGACACAAAAUUAUAUUUAUACUACAAUUAUAACUUUAAAAUUGUAUGCUUAUAGUCAAAAGCUGUUGUGUUGUUGUGGGCUUAUAGUUCAGCAUUAUUUUCUUAAAUUUCUUGAAUAUUCAUGGUAGUGUUAAUGGCCACAUUUCCUUUGUGAACAUAAUUUGAACUCAUUAUCAAACACUUGGAAAAUAAAAGUGGAGGAAAAAUAAUAAACAAUCGAUAUCCCCACUAUCUGAAGAUAUAAACUCUUUAGUAUCUUUUUUGUUUCUGUGCACAGGUUAUGAUUAUAACUGUGUCAGAAUGUACAUUGAAGACAACUAUCAGAUUACUCUUGUGAAAUUAUACUUUCAUCUUAAUUUUUUCAAGUGUUCAUUGUAAUGGUGUCCUGAUAACCAAGUUCAUUAUGUAUAUUUCCAUUAAAAGCAAAUAUGUGUUCAGAGGAAUAAUUAGACAAUAUAGUAAAACUAGAGAAGAAAAGUUUAUCCAUAUUCCCAACACCCAGACACUACUGUGAACAUCUUGAUCUAUUUCUUCCAUCUUGUUUGAGUGCACAAGCUUGUGAUUAUAACAGUGUUAAAUAUCUGUGCAUAAAGUUUAAAAUGAAAAGAAAUGUGAAAAAUAAUUAAAAUAGUGUUGUCAUUGUGGGAUUAUGGUUAAAAUAUUUUGUCUCAAAUUUCUUGAAUAUUCUUUGGUGUUUUGGUAAUGAAUUUUAUGUAUGUAUUUUUUCAUUACAAAUACAGUAUAUACACAUAAAAAGCUUGGAAAUUCAGUAAAGCAGAAGAAAAAAUUUCACCCAUUUUCCCAACAACUACUGUUAACAUCUUGAUCUGUGUGCUGGUCUAUAACUAUUAGGAUGUUAAUGAUAAGUGUCAAAGAUGGGAAGAAAUAUGGAAAACGACAGAGAGGCGGUUGUGUGGUCAUUGUGGGAUUAUAGUUAAAUGUUUUGUCUUGGUUUCCUUGGUCUUUAUCAUAGUGCUUUGGUAGCCCUCUUUUCUUAUAUCUAUUUCCAUAAUAGGUGCAGUACAUGUUCAUUAUAGAAACCUUAAAGUUGUAGAAAUAGAGAAGAGAAAUUGACCCAUAUUUUCACCAUCCAAAGACUGUGGUUAACAUCUUGACAUCUUUUUUUCAUCUUGUUUCUGUGCACAGGUUUUUGAUUUGUUAAUAUGGUUGUGGUCAUUUUUAUGUGUAAUUGUGUCAACAAUAAAAAUAAAAGUUAAGAUAUU
This is a messenger RNA of Heterocephalus glaber (naked mole-rat), 9340 nucleotides long. RefSeq names its product paternally expressed 3 (gene Peg3). NCBI's taxonomy places the organism in Eukaryota, Metazoa, Chordata, Mammalia, Rodentia, Bathyergidae. The record is from RefSeq and is a predicted model, not a curated record.